Fusarium mangiferae is the source of this 882-nucleotide messenger RNA. RefSeq lists its product as uncharacterized. The transcript is spliced from 2 exons. The record is from RefSeq and is a predicted model, not a curated record. Gene Ontology annotation, biological process: regulation of DNA-templated transcription. Gene Ontology annotation, molecular function: RNA polymerase II cis-regulatory region sequence-specific DNA binding; DNA-binding transcription factor activity, RNA polymerase II-specific. The coding region runs from base 1 to 882 and encodes 293 amino acids. Gene Ontology annotation, cellular component: nucleus. Lineage: Eukaryota; Fungi; Ascomycota; Sordariomycetes; Hypocreales; Nectriaceae.
AUGUCUGGAAGACGCGGCAUACACUCCCAUGCUACAGAUCAGCCACCCGUGAAGAAGCAGAGCAAGUGGUCACCGGAGGAAGAUGCCCUUAUCAUCGAGCUUCGAGGGCGUAAUAUGAAGUGGGAGGACAUCUCAAAGCGUCUGCCUGGCCGGAGUGCCAUCAGCUGCCGCCUGCACUACCAGAAUUACCUCGAAAGACGGAGUGAAUGGGAUGAAGAGCGCAAGAAUAAACUCGCCAGACUCUACGAAAGGUUCAAACCAGAAAUGUGGGCAAAAGUUGCAGAAGAGAUGGCGGUGCCCUGGCGAGCAGCAGAGGCCAUGCAUUGGCAGCUUGGUGAGGCAGAUAUGGCUAGACGUGCAGGAGUUAUCCCUUUCUCUCUAGCUGCAGUCAAUGUCGAGGGAAACAACAGUCACAGGAGCUCCCCCUCACGCAGCCACAUCCACUCGCAGCCCCAAGUCAGCAUGCCUCGCGAUCUUGGAGUACCAUCGCCUCGAAUUGUGUACAACAGACCUCCGCCGAUGCCUGCCAGCAGCCGAACUAUGGUUCCCCGCCGAGAGUCGAUUCCUCCGCCGCCUCCUUUGUCCAUGGUUCCAGAUCCUGCUGAAGCUCAGUAUGUACCAGGGCCAGGUUUGGCCCCGAUCCAGAACCAGCCACCACCUCGAACAGCUGGUAUGCUUCCUGGGGUUGCUGAACUUACUGGAGGAGUCAGCCCCUACAGUGCACCUGCUGCAGUGCCUAACAUGGGACCUAUACCCGGGGUAGGUCAGGGCCCUCUGUAUUCAACACUCGCCAGUUACUCGAUGGAAUCGGCCGGGUCCAAACGAAGAGCUUCCCCAGAUGAAUAUUCGCACGAGGCGAACCAGCGACGCCGAAUCACAUAG